GUGUUGACCUGUCUGUGCCCUUUCAAAUAUUGCUACCAUUUGAAACGUAGUCUGCUUGGGGGUACCAUUACGCACACUUUUCUAACUCUGCAUACCUAUCCUAAAGCAAAUGAAUCAUAUUAUUUCGCAGUUGUACUGGUCAAGCAACUGUUUUUCUUCCUUUUUGCCAAUUCACGUCAAUUUUCAGGUUAUAUAAGGGACACCAAAGCGCUGUAAACAUGCCGGAACACGAGUACCAAGGCAUUAUGUUUCCUGGUGAAAUUUCUAAGGAAACUUUGGAUGCUAUUCCUGACUACCCUGUCCGAGAUGACGAUAUUUUCAUCGUGACCUACCCAAAAACAGGUACGAACUGGAUGAUGGAAAUAGUGAGCAAGGUCAUGAAAGCUGCAGGAAAGAUGGCUACUCCUGAAGAACACUCCAUGUGGUGUUUCGAACUGCAGAUGCCAGGGCUUGACGAAAAACCACGUCACGAACUUAUAAAGGACGCGCCAUCUCCACGUAUAAUCCACACACACCUACAACGGCAGCUGGCCCCCAAAAUGGUCGCCAAUCCAACAGGAAAGAUAAAAGUGAUAGUAGUGAUGAGGAAUCCAAAAGACACGGCUGUGUCUUUUUACCACUACGAGAAGAAAAUGUUCAAGGAGUACAGCCGCCCCGGCGAUGUUGUCCCUAAACGUUACGAAUCUUGGGAAGCCUAUGCAGACAACUUCCUUAAAGGAAAAGUCAUUUUUGGUGACUUCUACGACCACGUCCUCGGCUGGUGGCAGAUGAAGGAUGACCGCCAUUUUCUCUUCCUGAAGUAUGAAGACAUGAAGAAGGACCUGCGCAGUGUGGUCAGCGAAGUCGCAUCCUUCCUGGAGACCAGCCUAGACGACGCUGCCGUCACCAACAUUGCCGAUUCAUGCACAUUUAACACUCUAAAGGCAGCCUGGAGCAAUUCAGGAUCAGUUAUGAAAGAAAACAUCUGCAGAAAAGGUGUCAUUGGCGAUUGGAAGAGCAUGUUCACACCGGAGAAAAAUGAAGCCUAUGAUGACAAGCACAAGCUCAGGCUGGCUGGGACUGGUCUGGAGUUUGAUUUUGAGUAGUACCACGCAUAUGUGCGUGUAGUAAACGUCAGGGUAGAGAUCGCGGCCAGGCAAAGUCACUGAUUCUGCCUGUACCAAGCCAUAUACAUCACUCUGCCAAAUACAUGACUCCCAAAUCAGGGGUUUCUAAUAUGAGACAAGGGGUUUGAGGGGGUUUAGUUGUGAUGUGGUAGACUAAACCCAACCUAUCCCCAAUCUUAAGUCUAACCCUAGCAAUGAUCCCAAUUAUA
Branchiostoma belcheri (Belcher's lancelet) is the source of this 1315-nucleotide messenger RNA. Its product is annotated as sulfotransferase 6B1-like. Gene Ontology annotation, cellular component: cytoplasm. The transcript has 6 exons. Gene Ontology annotation, biological process: sulfation. Gene Ontology annotation, molecular function: sulfotransferase activity. Lineage: Eukaryota; Metazoa; Chordata; Leptocardii; Amphioxiformes; Branchiostomatidae. Bases 219 to 1085 code for a protein of 288 amino acids. The record is from RefSeq and is a predicted model, not a curated record.